AUGAGCAUUCCAUUGAAAGUACCUACUCCAACACCUCCUGCUAAAGGAUCUUUUCCUCUGGAUCAUGAGGGACAUUGCAGAUAUGAAAUGCUAAAAUAUAUGCUGUGCCUGAAUGAGCAUAUGCAAAAAAGUGAGGAGUGUCGGGGUUUCGCGAAAAUCUACCUACAAUGUAGAAUGGACAAUGGGUUGAUGCAAAGGGAGGAGUGGAAGUCCCUUGGUUUUUCAGAUGAUGAAGAAGCUUCAUGA
Thelazia callipaeda (thelaziosis nematode) is the source of this 246-nucleotide messenger RNA. The record is from the annotation of a GenBank genome assembly. Lineage: Eukaryota; Metazoa; Nematoda; Chromadorea; Rhabditida; Thelaziidae.